Tetrapisispora phaffii CBS 4417 is the source of this 4776-nucleotide messenger RNA. RefSeq names its product GTPase-activating protein IML1 (gene IML1). Gene Ontology annotation, cellular component: GATOR1 complex. The coding region runs from base 1 to 4776 and encodes 1591 amino acids. Gene Ontology annotation, molecular function: GTPase activator activity. Lineage: Eukaryota; Fungi; Ascomycota; Saccharomycetes; Saccharomycetales; Saccharomycetaceae. Gene Ontology annotation, biological process: negative regulation of TORC1 signaling; positive regulation of autophagy; intracellular signal transduction. The transcript has a single exon. The record is from RefSeq and is a predicted model, not a curated record.
AUGUUUUCUAGUCUUCGAAAAAAAGAUAGAAAUGAAGGUAAGGAAUUAAAUAUAACUGUUCAGAAGCCGCAGAAUAGAUUAGAGAGGCUUAAAAGAAUUUCGACAACAACGGAUAGCAAUAGUAGCAACAAUUUAGAUCGCAGUGUAUAUAGUGGAAAGGCAGAUACUUUAAAUGGAAGUACAAGUGAUAAUACAUUAUCGAUUGUUUCAGGUAAUUUUUUGGUAGGCAGUCACAAUAAAACUCUAACUACAUCGAACACUGACAACCUUUCAAAACAAAACACAAGCGGCUUCCCAAUUGAUAAUGGAACCAACUUCGGAUCUUCUGAGGUCCAAGGAUCAGCCACAUUAAAAAAUCAAAAGUAUCAGUUAGAGUUAACAUAUCAUGAUCUAACACGGUAUCCCAAUAUUCCAAUUAUGGUAGAUCUUUCACUACUCCCGGGAGUAAAAGAAGGUGAGCUGUGUGAAUUGAUGAAUUAUGACAAGCAUGAAAAAAUAUCUUCUAUAGGUGAUAGAACAGAAAAUAAUAAGCACAAUACAAUAUUUAAAAAAUCUAGAAGAAGAGUUAAAAUAUACUUUAUAGCAAAAAAUUUAAUAACCAAUGCAAACAGACUACAGCAUAAAUCUCAACAACUCUCAAUUGCAUCAGGACAACUACAAGCAUUAUUAGAACUCCCAUCAAGAUCGAAAGUAUGGGUUAAAAAAAGAUCAAAAGAAGAAUGUGAAAUCGAUCUUUUAGAAUUGAAUGUAAAGGAUCUUUUACUGAAUAGAGGUGAUAUGUGGUGUAUAUCAAAACAAUUAUUAGCGUCUUGCGUGUUUUCAGAACAAAAGCUAUUUCUUACAGAUUCGUUGAGACUUGUGGUCAAUGGUAUAUAUAGAGAUGGGAGAAAAAUUUUAUCAGGGUAUAUUGGGGAAAGCACUAGAAUUGUUUUUAGAUCAGAAUCUGCUCGAUUAAUAUUUAUCAUUCAAAUUACAGAAGAAAUGUGGAAUUUUGAAGAAUCUGGUGAACAAUUAUUUCAGAAGCUAAUAAAUUCGUUAUUUCCAAAGAUUUUUAAAAAAUGGAAAGAACGUGAUACUCAUCAUAGCAUAACUAUAGCAUUCGCAAUUUCAAUGGAUAUGUCUACAAAUUCAUAUAAUGAUUUGAAACCAGGAGAGAAAUUGAAAACGACUAGUGAUUACUAUAGAAUUGUCGUUGAUCAAGUUAACAUUAUUGAUUGGGUUCAGACUAUGGAAGUAUUAAGAAGAGAAUUCAUGAAAGUGACGGAGGAAUUAAAAAAUGUAACUGUAAAACAAGAGAACGGUACAUUUACUGUGAUAAAAGGGAGAUUCACCCCUGUUAUAAAAUCAAAUUUUUUGGAGUUAGUCAACUUUGCAGCCACAAUUUUAACAGACCCAUUUAAACAACUUGAUUUGAAACAUACAACUACACAUGUAAUCUUAAUAUCUCCAAGUUCCGGUAUUUAUGAUGUUGAUUAUGAUUUAUUAAAGUUAACUGGGAAAAAAUUGAUGAAUUUAGAAAUGACAAUGGACUUGAUUUGUCUAGCUAGAUCCCCAUUACAUAUUGUUCCACUAUUCAGGUAUAUUGAUUAUGACAAUAACUUGCACCAUUGCACCCCAUCUUGGCUGAGUAUAUUUUUUUGGAAUGACGGUCAUAAGUCGUCGCUAGAUGACUGGCAACCAAGAUGCAAUUUGUAUAAAUUAAGAAUCAUGGGCCUUACUGAAAAUGAAAUGAUGGAAGAAGUAGAUAUUGCGUAUCUGUCAAUGAACAACCCAAGAGAAGUAUCAAUUCAUCAACUAAUUACUCAUCACGAUCGAAAUGUAUUUCACUCAACAGUAACCGACAAAGAUCAGAAUACCAGCAACUCAUAUCCAGAUGUCAAUAAUGAACCAAAUGCAAACAUAAUAUCUACUAAAUUUGGUAAUAAUGUUGUAGAAUCAUCCAAUAAACUAGUUUGGAAUACAUCUAAACUAUCAAAACCAAAAACAGAAAAAAUUGCCGAACAUAAUGUCAUGGCAGAUUUAUAUAUUCAAAAUAGUGAGGACUUAAUAGAGGAUGUACCUGAUAUUGUUCCAAAACACGAAAAUGCAAUCUAUAGUACAUUUUCUAAUAUUUCUAUGAACAAGGUAGAUGAUUCUUAUGCCAUUGACUCUCUAAAACACAUCAGUAAAACCGAUAGUAUAAAAGAGAUAUUUGGAAAGCAAGUUUUUAAGAGGCUUUUGACAUCAGUAAAAAGCAAAGAUAAAAUUGCUAUUACACAGAGUAAAUCCCAGAUUGAUCAAAAUAAAAACGUGGGCAAUUUAGCUAAAAAACCUUUACAAGCAGUUAAUAAUGUUCCUUCGAGUUCACAAGGACAUGAAAAUUCACCCAUUAUAAAGAAGCACUUAGGACUAGCAAUAAUGAAUACUGACCAGAAUAAUUCACACAAUGAUCUGUCAUCUUGUCAAAAAUCCUCAAACACAGAUGCAUCAUCCAAUAUUACUAUUCAAAAUAGAUUAACUCCGUUUCAUGAUAGCAGUACGAGGCUUACUAUUAAUCAUGGACCAAAAGCAAAAUUAUUUGAUAAGUAUAAUACUAAUUCUUCGUGGAAUGAAAUUGAAAAUCCGUCUGUUCCUGUUAGUAAUGAAGUUGCUGGUUUACUGUUGUCAAAAAAAUGGAGAGAUGUGUUGCCCAGAUUCGUGGCCAAGAAAUAUAGUAAGUGGAGAUCAUUCACCAUACCAGCAGAACUUCCCCUGACAAUCACAACAUUUGUUAAUUCUCAAGAGUUUAAAGAACAGUAUGAAUUCAGAAAUCAUUCCGUUACGAUGAACAUUGAUCAAGAAUUAUAUAAUCAAACUUCGAAAGACUUGCUUUUGCAUAUGGUUUAUAUGAGAUUGGUAGCAGGAUUCCAAAUCUGUUUGGGUGAUCAAGUAGAGGAUAUAGAAUACUCACUAACCAACGAUAAAAAGUCAAAAUCUGUUAAUAAGUAUAUUUCUGAUGAUGAUUGGACGAGCACAAAAUUUUAUAUGAUGCUCGAUACAGAAAUUCACAGAAUAACAUGUGGGCUUGAUGGUGUUAUUGACGUACAAAGAUAUUUAAAGCGAGAGCAGAAUCCCUUGGAUCAAGUCUCUAGUUACAUGCCUUUGGUUAAGACUAGAUAUGAAGAAGAAUAUAGAACUAUUAAAAGAGACCCAUUACAUGCAACAAGGAAAUCAUUAAAUUGGAAUCAAAUUGAUCAAGCACUCGCUUGUUACGGUGAUUAUCGGGAGGAUGGGAAGUAUGCAGGUUUUAAAGCCAAGUUCGUGGUCCUACCAGUUGAAAUUCCAUUGCACACGUUGUCUACAGUAGUUAAUGGUAGAAAUGAGAUGUUGUCAUCUGAAGAACUAAGGUUAGAGGGGUUGCGUCGUUUAACUGCAUUUAUUGCUAAAUCAAAAAUAAAGAGCUCUGACGAAAAAGUUAAGACAGUUAAAAAUGAUGAACAACCGCCAGAUAUUCAUUUCUAUACUGGUUCCCUUAUAAAUUUUAUUAAUGAAGAAAUCAAGUCAUCCGAAUUUUCAGCUUCAAAAGACUUGAUUAUUUCAACUCCUAAAACUUUACUAAAUAAGAGCAUCGAUUUCAAAACGUUAACUAUCGAAUUACAGAGUAGUGAAGACAAAUUGACAUUAGUUACUAGGAAAUGGCACUGGAGCAAAUUCAAAAAUUGUUUUGUUGGUUCUGAAAUGGUUAAUUGGUUGAUUAGAAAUUUUAGUGAUAUAGAGACAAGAGAAGAUGCCAUAGCAUAUGGUCAAUAUUUGAUGGACAAAAAUGUGUUUCUCCAUGUUUUAAAUAAACAUGGGUUUUUAGAUGGUUAUUACUUCUACCAGCUUACUUCUGAAUAUGCUUUGAAAAAUAAAGACCCGGAAAUUUUAGCACCUGGAUUGAAAGUUAAAGAGAACUAUAAUGAAGGAAAAUACCGUAAUAGAACAGAAUCAAGUAUGACCCCAAGUGCUAAUAAGAGUAACUCCUCAAUUGUUAAAGGUAGUGACGAAAUAUUGGAAGACGUAAAGCCUACGAUAGUACUAAGUAAUUCUCUCACGAUUGAUCUAGAUCCUGAUUGUAAAUCAUAUAAAAAAGAAACUUGUGUAGUCCAUUAUGAUAAAGUUCAUAACCCAGAUCACUGUUUUCAUAUUAGACUAGAAUGGUUGUCUGCUACUCCUAAGCUGAUUGAUGAUAAAAUUAAGAAUUGGUCACGGUUAUGUGAAAAAUAUGGAUUACUAUUAAUUGAAGUUCCAUGGGAAGAAUUGUGUUCUAUUCCAGCCAGUAAUCCUUUUCAUACUUUUAUAGAAGUCAAACUCGCAAUAAAUCCUUUCGAGGAAGCUGACCUUAACAUUAAAAAUAUGUUAACUAAAAAUAAGUUUUACUAUCAUAUUUAUUUGUUAAAGAAAUCAGACUUUUUGUUAGACAAUAGAGCAUUUCAUUUUUUAAAUGAUGAAAAUAGUUCUUUUGUUAUUAAAUAUUCUUGGGGAGCUCCAACUUUUAAGAACGCACAAUAUAUUCAUAAAUCUGGUGCGUAUAUUGCAGAAAUUAAGGACAAUGGAGAUUUAUUUUUGGCUCCAAAUAAUAUUUACAUGAACAGAACUAAGCAAGGGAAUAUUAUAGGAAAAAAUAAAAAACACAUUAGAAUGCAAUUUAAUGCACAAGGUGUUAUGCUAGAAUUCAAAAACAUGUGUUCUGAUCCAGUUAAGUUAAGGUCAAUAUUUGAAGAGGCCAAACAAAUUUAUUUAGACAAUGAGGAUGAGCAAAUUGAACAAAAAUAUUAA